AUGAAUCAUUAUCUAUCUAUCUAUCUAUCUAUCUAUCUAUCUAUCUAUCUAUCCCAGUUUCUUUCUUUUUUCUUUCUUUCUUUCUAUACCAGUCUUUCUUUCUCUGCCUGUUCGUAUCUAUCUAUCUAUCUAUCUAUCUAUCUAUCUAUCUAUCUAUCUAUCUAUCUAUCCCAGUUUCUUUCUUUCUUUCUAUACCAGUCUUUCUUUCUCUGCCUGUCCGCAUCUAUCUAUCUAUCUAUCUAUCUAUCUAUCUAUCUAUCUAUCUAUCUAUCUAUCUAUCUAUCCCAUCUGUUCCUAUCUAUCUAUCUAUCUAUCUAUCUAUCUAUCUAUCUAUCUAUCUAUCUAUCUAUCGCAUUCAAUUCAUUAUGCAUCUAUCUACAUACAUUUGUUCAUUAUCUAUCUAUCUAUCUAUCUAUCUAUCUAUCUAUUUAUCUAUCUAUCUAUCUUAAUCAGUUCAUUAUACAUCUAUCUACACACACACACAUAUAUAUAUAUCACAGUUUGUUCAUUAUCUAUCUAUCUAUCUAUCUAUCUAUCACAGUCUGUUCAUUAUUUAUCUAUCUAUCAAUCUAUGUAAGAGGCGUUGUUGAAUGGUGA
This is a messenger RNA of Acanthosepion pharaonis, 597 nucleotides long. The record is from the annotation of a GenBank genome assembly. NCBI's taxonomy places the organism in Eukaryota, Metazoa, Mollusca, Cephalopoda, Sepiida, Sepiidae.